AUGUCUUCUCCGAACUCCACCAGCCCCUCCCACCCCCCCACCUUCCUCCUGGUUGGCAUUCCGGGGCUGGAGAAGGAGCAGUUCUGGAUUGCCUUCCCCUUCUGCAUCAUGUACGCCAUAGCUGUGCUGGGGAACAUCAUCCUUCUCAUUGUCAUCAAGACCGAGUCAAGCCUGCAUGAGCCCAUGUACCUCUUCCUGGCCAUGCUGGCCUUCACUGACCUGGUCCUCUCUACAUCCAUGCUGCCCAAAACGCUCGCCAUCUUCUGGUGGGGCUCCAGGGAGAUUGGCUUUGUUUCCUGCCUUGUUCAGUUGUUCUUUGUCCACAACUUCACAGCAGUGGAGUCGGGCGUGCUCAUGGCCAUGGCCUUGGAUCGCUAUUUUGCCAUUUGCCAUCCCCUGCGGCACUCCAGCAUCCUCUCCAUGCCGGUGGUGGCAGCUCUCGGGAGCCUGGUGCUGCUGCGUGGAGUCCUCAUG
Messenger RNA from Meleagris gallopavo (turkey), 474 nucleotides. NCBI's taxonomy places the organism in Eukaryota, Metazoa, Chordata, Aves, Galliformes, Phasianidae. The record is from RefSeq and is a predicted model, not a curated record.